UUUUUUUCAUUGUUUUACGAAAAAUUUAGAGGUCAAAAAGUUUACAGAAGCAUAUACACAUUGAACGGAUAGAAGUGGAUGAAAAAGUCUCGAGGGACGUCCACCUUGACUCCAAUUUUUCUUCGCGAGAUACAAGACAACCUUCUUUCCCAUUCGCUCCUGUUUAAGAUCUCCGGUCAAGGUUUCGAGGAAAAAAUCAGCCACGUGUAUCCAUUCGCAAGCGGCUCGUGCAAAAUUGUUUGCUCGUUAACACGUGUGGCAAAUUUUUCGCGAGAUUUCACGCAUCUUUAGAAGACUGGAAAUGCAUUUCCAGCGGAUCUGUCAUUCAUGAUUGUUCAUCCGCAUACGAUAUGCGUCUUCGAUAUCAAUCCCGCUCACAAGUUAUUGAAAUUGGAGUGAUCUCGGUAUAUAAUAUAUUCGGUUAUACGGAUUAAUAUCGAACGAAUAAUACCGUAUAUCGAGAAAAAAAGGAAAAAUGGACUCCUGCUUCCCGCAUUUGACGAUAUUGAAUCCGCGUAAUACGAAUAAAUUGAGAGACGAGGGAUGCAACGUCAUAAGUGCCGAAGAUACCCGCAUUCAAUCAAGGACUCCGACCCUCCAGGGAAAGAAUGAUGUGUUUCAAGAUUUGGAUCUGUAUUACGUUCGACAAAUUGCUCGAAAUUCAAAGGAGCAUGAUCUUGAGCAGAAGAUCGAGGUGGAAAUCAAGAUAGAGGGCUCAGCGAGACUUUUGGCGGCCGCAAAGCAUCGUGCCCAGAGCUUGGAAGCCGCCAAAGCGUUGCUUAUAUCGAACGAGAGAAUGUCGGUUUACAUGGCGGAAUUGCAAAGUCGUCGUCGCGAAUCUAUUAAAAAGCCGUGUAAUUCUGGAACUACGGGCAAACUAUCGAUUUCGGAUCUUAGAAUACCUUUAAUGUGGAGAGAUUCCGAUCACUUCAAGAAUCGUGGAGAUCAUCGCCGAUUCGCUGUAUUUUGCUUAGCGCGAUUAGGCACGGAAAUUCACGAUACAUCCUUAUUGUGUCCCAUUGACAGGGCUCAUACGGAUAUCAGUUUUCCCGAUAUUCUAAUAUUUAACAAUGUGCCUGCCGAAUUUGAAUUAGUCUUAGAAAUCUAUAGUCACGUUUUGCAAGAGGAUUUAAGUAUCGCUAGUACGCCAAGAAGAAUAAAAAAGACGAUUCAUUCGUCGAUCUCGAAAACAGUUGGCAAAAAACUUGCCGCUUCCCUUCGUGACGAAUUCAGUUCCACCAAAUCUGGGCCACACUUUGACUUAGUAGCUCGUGCAAAAUUGACUCUAGAUGACACGGACGAUAACAUUCACACGCAUGACCUCAUUAUUAAUAAUAUCGAGCAUAAAUAUCACUCUUUGCCACUUUUCGGUCACUUUUGUUGUCGAUUGGCGGCACAACCAGAUUGUAUCAGCAAGGAAAUAGGCAUCAGCAAUGUAAAGAUAGAUGAUCAAGAUUAUUGGACUCGCUUACAAGGUUUUUAUAUAAAAAUGUGGGAAUCGAAAAAACAUGCAGAAGAAGGUCAAAAUCCGGAGCAUGUCAUACCAAUUAAUAAAAGAACAUCCAUUCGAUUAUCUAAGUCCUCUAAAGAACUUUUGAUAAAUAAUUCUGGCAAUAGCAUCAACAAAUUAUUGUCUAUUAAAUUUGAAUCAAAGGAAGAUGCUCAAAAAUGGAUGAUGCUUUUAUCGGCACAUAUUAAUGACCAUUUGAGAUGGAAACAUGCUGCAGAAGUUGUUCAAAGGGUGUCUAGUAUUGAAAGUACAAGAAAUUCUUUUAUCAGCAAUAAAAGACAGGGCUCUUUAUACGAUGAGACACCUUUAAUUGAAUCAAUCCCAUCGGAUUACACAUCCGCAAGAUCUACUGUACAAACUAUUUUUGAUCUCACACCUAGUACUAGUCUAAGCAGUUGUAGUUCCACAAAUAGCCUAACAAGCCUGCGUUCCCGUUCACUGAGUAUCAGUGGUGCGUUUAAACAAAGUGCCAUUACAUUGAAAUCUCAUUUAACUUCUUCUAAUAAGAAUGUGUAACGAUUUUACGCGCGCGUGCAUUCUUUCCGAAGAAUCAACAUGUCCGACAAGUACAGAAUUAUUGCAUAAAGAAAUGAAUAUACCAAGGUUUUUCAAUUUUCUAUAUAUCAGGCUUUUCUGCAAUCUGGUAUUGAUACAUCUGAUAUAUUAGAGGAAUUGAUAUAUUUAAAUAUUUUAUGAUUUUGAAUCAAAAUGAAAAAUAAAUAUAUAUUGUUUAUAUAGAUGACAUCUUUCUCAAUUUAAAAUACAUUUAUAGAAAUAUAGGAAAAAUUGUAAUUUGGCUGAAAACAAUAUGUUAGUAAUACGUAUCACUUAAUAAUUCGAUAUUUAUCGAUAUGUAAAAAACUUGUUGGAUAUAGAAGAGUACAAAAGAUUUUGAUUUUAAAUGGUUUCUCACUUUUCUCUUUUCUACUUUUAUAAUACAAAACUUUAUUAAAGAAAGUUUAACAGCAGCCUUAUCAUAAUGCUUUUAUGAGUUUAUUAAAAAAAUAAAAGCAUUGCAAUAUUUAGUGUGGCUGUAAUAAGAAUACACAUAUAUCUACAUGUGUAAUAUAUAGAAUUUAUAUAAUACUGAUAAUAAUAA
Messenger RNA from Cataglyphis hispanica, 2609 nucleotides. Its product is annotated as rhotekin-like. Gene Ontology annotation, cellular component: actomyosin contractile ring. Gene Ontology annotation, biological process: actomyosin contractile ring assembly; septin ring organization; mitotic cytokinesis. The record is from RefSeq and is a predicted model, not a curated record. Lineage: Eukaryota; Metazoa; Arthropoda; Insecta; Hymenoptera; Formicidae.